This is a messenger RNA of Schistosoma turkestanicum, 2248 nucleotides long. The record is from the annotation of a GenBank genome assembly. NCBI's taxonomy places the organism in Eukaryota, Metazoa, Platyhelminthes, Trematoda, Strigeidida, Schistosomatidae.
UGACACACAAACAGAGCACGCUCAGUGCGUGUAAGUGGUGUGAUUUAAUUGACAUUUUUCACACAUGCCCAGCAAAGUAGAUGAGAAUGAAUCACAAGCAGUGAACUUGUUCCACUGUCUAUAAGUGUACGUUAGUAACUUAACUGUCUGAGAUAUAAAUGAAUCUACUGUUAAUAUCAAAACACUUGGCAAGUACAAAUAUCACUGUGCGAGCCUACAUUUACUUACGAGGUUUACAAAAAGUCAAGUAACCACCACUGUUCACAAGGAGUACUUCCGUCGAUAAUAAACUAUUUUCUGAAAAUCCAAUUUGAAUAGCCAUUUCAUUCAGUUAUUUGAUUGAUUCUACCUUGAGUACAAUACCAAAAUAAAACAAAGAAUCUUGAACAAUUAACAAAUGUCAGAAGAAAAUUUCAGCACAAAUCAAAGAAGUUGUUCAAGGUUUUUUGGAAUUCAAGAUUAUGGUGAUAAUGUUUUCGAAUCGAAUGAGGAUAAAGGGAAUGGCAGUAGAUUUAUGAAUAACCCUACAGCAACAAGCAGUAAUAACAAUCGUUUUAUGAAUAGUAUUAUUAAUGAUGAUGAAACAAUAUUUCAAUUUGAUGAAAUGUUUGGACAAAAUAACUUACAAGAUGAUGGUCAAUGCUGCAGUAGUAGUCUUCUAUCUGACAGUCCUCCAUUAGGUCGUCCACGAAGAGAGAAUCCUAAACCGUUAACAGGUCAAUAUCAAGUUGAAUUUCCCGGUAUAUUCGUUGAAGGAUUUCAUGGUGGUCAUGUGAAAUUUAAUAUACCUGGAGUAUUGCGAGGUUCUUUGAAACCGCCUGACUCAAUGAUAGUAAAAAUCAAUGUACCAAGUCCUGAGCAUGUUCAUUCAUCUGAAAUGUACGAACAGUCUCCUUAUGAAAGUUGGACACAAAAAGAGGGAAUUUCUCAGAGCAGAGAAAUUUCUACUGCAACUACAAGUCGUUUUGGUACUUCCUGUUUCGAUCAACCUACACAACAGAUAAGAUCAGAUCAUUAUAGUGCCACCACAAUGCCUUAUACUUCAGAUAUACUUUCAAAUUUUCGUCCUAAUCAUCCAAAUCCCAGCGAUUCAUAUCAAUUAAAUUCUACGGAUACUAAUAAAUCUGAUGCUCAUUUAUUACGUUGUGGUACUACUACUGAAUGUUCCACUAUUUCAUCCAAUCCCUAUUCUUCCAGUCGUUUCCCCAGUGUUUAUGAAAGAAUCUCUACAGAUUCCGGUUUACCAUCAAAUUGUUUAAUACGUCCAUCAUUCUCCGGUUAUAGAAAGAUUGACGAAGAAGAUAACAAUGAGAAUAGAGGUGUCGAUGAUACUGUUGGCGGUGAACAAAAUCCGGUUAAUUUUAGUGAUGAAAACUACAAACUAUCUCGUUUUGGACAAUUUGGUAUUUAAUGUGAGAUUUCAAAUUAUUUUUUUUCUUCGAUUAGAAUUUAUCUCAUGGAUAAUGCAUUUUUUUAAAAGUGUUAUUUUUUUUUCUACUUUGUAUAUUUAUUGUAUUAUUUUUUACGAUUAUUAUUAUUAUUAUUGUUAAUAUUAAUAUUAUUGUUAUCCUUUCUUAUUCUGUUGUUGAUGAUUAGUAGCAGAUCAUUACACACUUAUCAUCAAUGUGAAUGAAUUUCACUUCGUCUUUUUAAGUAUUUUGGAGUCAGAAUUUUUUUCUUUUUUAUUUGAAGAAAUUCAGCUCAUUAAAACCACUAGUUAAUUUUCUGUACUCAGGUAUAUAACUUAUAUAUCCUAUUAUCUAUCCACUUAUUGAUUCCUAUCUUGUGAUCAGAAAUGUGUAUAACUUUUUCUAUUUCCUAUUUGUAGUAAUGUUUAGAAGAAGAGAACACAAAAUGGUAAUUCGAUCUCAUUGUAAACUGUUUCUUCAAUGAAGAAAUGUCAAUUAGUUAUUUUCGCUUUUCUUUUCUUGUUCGGUCAUUUCUAUCGUAUCACUAUGUAUGUAUGUAUGUAAUAAUAAAAUUCUUACACAUGUGUCUACUACACCUUCCCCUCUUCACCGUGUAAUAUUUCAAUUGAACUAGAGAAAACCUUAAAAGUUUUUGUACACUGCCUUACUAUCAUUAUACUGAUUAUUCUUAUCCUUGUUGUUAAUGCUGUGUUUGAUUUUUAUCCUGAUAAAACAGAAGAUGUGAAGAGGGCAUUUCUGCUGACUGCUGGGAACGACAUUGUUACUGUUAUUAGUAUUAUUAUUAUUAUUAUUACUAUUACUACUACUACUAUUUCGAU